GGAGUUCAAGCCAUUUUGGCUCAAGGCAAUUGCGCAGGAGGAGGAGGAGGAGGAGGUGCGAUGCCUUGUCUUUUCUUUUCGGAUGCUGGACAUCGGUCGAGGGUCUCGAGAAGGCGCUAUUUCCCUCGGAGAGUCGAUCAAUAAUUGCGGCCGGACAACACAAUGGAGCGCAGCACUGCGGUUGCUCCGCGAAGGAAUUCGAUUGGGUGCGCAACUUGUCCCAAGCCACUACGUUGCGACUGUCAGCGCAUGCAGAAAAGGUGGGCAAUGGCAACACGCGCUGUCAGUACUAAGCGAGAUGUGGGAGGCGAAGCUGGAGCCCAAUGCCAUCAGCUACAGCGCUGGGAUCAGCGCGUGCGCGAUGGGCGAGCAGUGGCAGCGGGCGCUGCAGUGGCAGGGGGCGCUGGCGCUGCUGAGCGAGAUGCGGGAGGCGAAGCUGGAGCCCGACGUCAUCAGCUACAGCUCUGGGAUCAGCGCGUGCUCAGCUACAACGCUGGGAUCAGUGCGUGCGAGAAGGGCGAGCAGUGGCAGCGGGCGCUGGCGCUGCUGAGCCAGAUGCGGGACGCGAAGCUGGAGCCCGACGUCAUCAGCUACAGCGCUGGGAUCAGCGCGUGCGAGAAGGGCGAGCAGUGGCAACGGGCGUUGGCGCUGCUAAGCGAGAUGCGGGAGGCGAAGCUGGAGCCCACCGUCAUCAGCUACAGCGCUGGGAUCAGCGCGUGCGAGAAGGGCGAGCAGUGGCAGCGGGCGCUGGCGCUGUUGACCGAAAUGCGGGAGGCGAAGCUGGAGCCCGACGUCUGCCCUAGUCAGCUACAACGCUGGGACCAGUGCGUGCGAGAAGGGCCAGCAGUGGCAGCGGGCGCUUGCGCUGUUGAGCGAGAUGAAGGAGGUGAAACUGGAACGCAACGUAAUCAGCUAUUGCGCUGGUAUCAGCGCGUGCGAGAAGGGCGAGCAGUGGCAGCGGGCCCUGGCGCUGCUGAGCGAGAUGCGGGAGGCGAAGCUGGAACCCGACGUCAUCAGCUACAGCGCUGGGAUCAGCGCGUGCGAAAAGGGCGAGUCGUGGCAGCGGGCCCUGGCGCUGUUGAGCGAGAUGAAGGAGGUGAAGCUGGAGCCCGACGUCAUCAGCUACAGCGCUGGGGUCAACGCGUGCGAGAAGGGUGGGCAGUGGCAACAGGCGUUGAGCAUUCUCAGAACCAUGCGUCUGAGAAGGUUGGACGUUGGCUUCACGGCCUACGGAACUACAGCCAGCAUGUGCGAGCAAGGCGGGCAAUGGAGCCAAGUGCUGCUUUUAUUGAGGGAGGUGCGUGACCUAGUUGCAGGGGAAUGAUACAAAACAUGCAGUGUUCGACACAUUACUUUGGGUUCAGGUGCAUCGCUGGGACCAGCUCGUGGGAAAUGGGCGAGCAAUAGCCGACGGCUCUGGCGCUGUAGAGCGAGGUGUGGGGGGCGGCGAAGCAGCUGGAGCCCGAAGCCAUCAGCUACAGCGUUGGGAUUGCAGCGGGCCCUGGCGCUGCUGAGCGAGACGUGGGAGGCGAAGCUGGAGCGCAACGUAAUUUAUACUCUAACACCGGCGGAGCCGCGUGCCAGAAUGGCGGGGGACCCAGUGUGGCAAAACCGCCCCAGGACAUGUCGAGAGGGCCCCCAGAUUUCCCCAAGACGGCCCCGGAGCGCGAAGGGCGAGCAGUGGCAGCGGGCCCUGGCGCUGCUGAGCGAGAUGCGGGAGGCAAAGCUGGAGCCCAAUCCCUAGUCAGCUAUAAUGUUGGGAUCAGCGCGUGCGAGAGUGGCGAGCAGUGGCGGCGGUCCCUGGCGCUGCUGAGCGAGAUUUGGGAGGCGAAGUUGAAACCCAAUGUCGUUAGCUACAGCGCUGGGAUCAGCGCUUGCCAGAAGGGCGAGCAGUGGCAGCGGGCCCUGGCGCUGCUGAGCUCUCUUGAUGCUCCACCACCACCUCCACCAUGCAGCCGAGCACCCAGAAAUACGCGUGGGCAUAAGAGCGCGCGAUUGGCAGCCCUUCGUGAAUUACAAAGUGAGAAUCAUAAUAAGAAGCGCUUCGCGACUGUGAAGCAGGAAAAGGGAGCGCCCGACUGUGAAGCAGAAAGUGGGCCGCCCGCGAGUGAGACA
Molecule: messenger RNA, 2115 nt
Organism: Prorocentrum cordatum
Lineage: Eukaryota; Dinophyceae; Prorocentrales; Prorocentraceae
Source: the annotation of a GenBank genome assembly